Rosa rugosa (rugosa rose) is the source of this 819-nucleotide messenger RNA. RefSeq names its product protein WUSCHEL-like. Bases 3 to 746 code for a protein of 247 amino acids. NCBI's taxonomy places the organism in Eukaryota, Viridiplantae, Streptophyta, Magnoliopsida, Rosales, Rosaceae. The transcript is spliced from 2 exons. The record is from RefSeq and is a predicted model, not a curated record. Gene Ontology annotation, biological process: plant organ development. Gene Ontology annotation, molecular function: DNA-binding transcription factor activity; DNA binding.
CCAUGGAACCACGAACUCUGCAACUAAUGGAGCUACAAACCCAGCAACAAAUCGAGGAUGGAGGAAACAACCAAGCAGCCGGGAGUAGUGCCAACACGGAUUUCUGGCGAAGCCGUACCAGGUGGAUUCCUACUCCAGAUCAAAUAAGAAUCCUCAAGGAUCUUUACUACGACAAGGGAGUUAAGACCCCAACUACAGAGCAUAUUCACGAGAUCUGUCUCCAGCUGCAACAGUAUGGACAGGUUGAGGGCAAGAACAUUUACUUUUGGUUCCAGAACGUCAGGGCUCGAGAGAAGCAGAUGAAGAGGUGCAAUCAGGCUGCUCAAGUGCCCAUGGGAACUAGUUCUCCUGGUACUGGUGGAUCCAUUGAUCUCAAUUUUGGGUCCACUGGUUCUACUGGUGCUGGUGGAUCCAUCGACAUCAAUUUUGGGCCAGCUGGUGGAUCCAUUGACAUCAAUUUUGGGUCCACUAGUUCUACUGGUGCUGGUGGAUCCAUUGAUCUCAAUUUUGGUUCCACUGCUUCUACUGGAGGACAAUCUUCCAUGGAACAACGAGGAGGAGUUCGCCAGGAGUUUGAAACUCUUCCUCUGUUCCCCGUGCACGGCGAGGACGUCUAUGGUAACCCGAAGACUACUUCCGAGGAAGGUAGCGCAUAUGAUUACUAUUUCGGUGGCUCAGGCGGUUACAACCGUGGAUCUCCAGUUUCUCUUGAGCUCAGCCUCAACCCAUCCGGAGCUACUGAUUAGGCUUAGUAUAGCGUAGUUCCAAUUUCCUUUUUGUAAUAUUAAAUCAAUAAGAUGGUGUGCAUGUUUUCUUUUC